UCGAUGAUAACUAAUUGCUUGAUAUCGUCGAAGCCGUAAAACAAACUGAGUAUUCCUACAGUUCUAACAAAACUCUACCGGUUUGACGUGCUAUCCAAUUCAAAUAAAACUGAAAAAAAUAGUGCAAUUAGUUAUUAUCAAAGGCCCUUUUUUACAUGGCGUUGCGUCAACUAAGAGCCUGAAGCGGUUAGCAAUUACAUCAAAUUAUCUGAUUAGGUUUAUAUCUAGCUAAUCCCUGGCUAAUUCUUUAAUAUUUAAAAAGUUCUUUAAUUAUCUGAAACAUAAACGCAGUGGAUUAGUAGUGGAUCGAACUCGAAAUGGGACAAAAAAAUGAAGAAGCAGCUGCUCCUGAUGUAGUUAAAGAGGGCAAUUCACCGAUAACAGACGAAAACAGGUCCAGUUGGGACAAUCCACUGGAAUUCGUGUUUUCCUGUCUGAACUAUGCCAUUGGAUUGGGAAAUAUCUGGAGAUUUCCAUAUUUGUGUUACAGCAAUGGCGGAGGAGCAUUUCUUCUGGCGUAUUUCAUAAUGCUUAUCCUCAUGGGAACGCCAAUUUUCUUCCUCGAACUUCUGAUAGGCCAAUACUCAGGAGUGGGUCCAGAUCUGGUAUUUAAAUACAUCGCUCCAGUGUUUAGCGGGCUGGGAUACUGUUGUCUUUUGGUAGUGUUUUUCAUCACCAUCUACUACAUGGUCAUUGUUUCUUGGACAAGUUUCUACUUCUUCGCUUCAUUUACCACGAAUUUGGGAUACGGCAGCUGUGACCACGGCUUUAAUUCUGUGGGUUGUUAUAGCGCUUCAGAGGAAGCCAAAUGCUUGGACAAUCAAACAUAUUAUAACCGAAGCUGUAUGUUAAGCGAUGAACUUUGCCGCCAGAAUCAAAUGGACUCGGCAGUGAAUCGAACAUUUUGCGUAAAUGGUACCGAGGAGGUGUCAAUCAACAGACUUAUUGACCGGACAUUGGCUACUUCCGAAUAUUUCAGUGAAUACGUUUUGGGUAUCAAUGGUGCCACUUGGGAGGACUUUGGAGGCAUGAGAUGGGAAAUUUUCGGUUGUCUGCUGUUUUCCUGGGCUGUUUGUUACCUCGCAGUAUUAAAAGGAGUGAAAACAUCGGGAAAAGUGGUCUACUUCACUGUCAUAUUUCCCUAUUUUAUUUUGACUGCUUUGGUAGUACAAGGAGUGAUAUUAGAAGGAGCCGUAGAUGGAAUAUUGCUAUUUUUGAGACCCGACUGGAACAAACUGCUGGAAAUUGAUGUCUGGGCCGCAGCAGCCUCACAAACGUUUUAUUCGUUUGGAAUAGCUUGUGGUUCUCUAAUAACGCUGGCUUCCUAUAAUAAAUUUAAAAACAAUUGUCUCACUGAUGCCAUAGUGGUGAGUGCCACAAAUGCGUUCACCAGCAUUUACGCGGGAUUUGCCAUUUUUUCCAUGCUUGGAUUUUUGGCUAAUCAAAUGGGAUUGCCUGUGGAUGAAGUAGCCACUGAUGGGCCGGGACUGGCAUUUAUAGCCUAUCCAGAGGCAAUAUUGCGGUUACCUGGUUCAACAGCCUGGUCUCUAAUGUUCUUUUUCAUGUUAUUCAUUUUGGGACUUGGGACGCAGUUUGCGGGUGUUGAAGCAAUUAGCUGUUGCAUCAUGGACAAAUGGUCCGCCGUUCGAAAAUAUAAAUCAUACCUGAACUUGGCAAUUUGUUUGGUAUGUUUCUUAUUGGCAAUUCCUAUGUGCUUUUCCGGUGGGAUAUAUUUGUUCACUCUGAUGGAAUGGAAUACUGCAUCAUGGGCAAUUAUGUUAAUAGGUUUUGGGGAAGUUGUAGCAGUAUCGUGGUGCUAUGGAUGCCUGAAGUUUAUCGGCCACAUGGAAGACAUGUCAAUAAGCAUGAGAAAACUAUGGAAAGGUUAUUGGUGGCUCAGUUGGGUUGUGGUUACUCCUCUAACCCUUCUGGGAAUUUUUGUGUUCCAAAUGAAUUACUAUUCACCGGCAUCCUACGAAGACUAUCAAUUUCCCGUUUGGGCUGACGUCCUCGGAUUACUAAUGGGACUGACCACUCUGGUACCGUUCUUUGCUUUUGCAAUUCAUGUUAUAUGGAAGCGAGAAUAUACUGGAUGGGCACUGUUCCAGCCAACAAAAGACUGGAAACCACAGUCGGGCUUGACCGAAAGUCGACUGUCUCUCUCCUCCAACAAAACCGCAUAGUAUAUUAUAAAUCAUGUAAGAUCGUGCAAGGUUCGAGCUUCGCUAACCUCGGGCACCCCCAGAACCCGUUUCGAGCAUCAUCAGCUGAUGAAUCAUCAGCCCAUGAAAAAGAGAACAAACUAAUAGCUUUUUAUUUAAAUGAUCCCAAUCCUAGAGUCUCCACGUUAUGAAACAACCUUCCCCUAAGUGAGUAUAAGAAUACAGACAUUACACUUGAUUAAAGCCGCACGCAGGAGCAAUAUUCAGAAACCCAAAUUGAAGAACGUUUAUUCUUUCCCCAUCUGGGCACACCAACAGUGAAUUAAUGCGUUCAUACAUGCACGUGCUCGAAUAAGGGCAUGGCUUUAGUACUUAGGGGCUUAAUGGUAUGAUAAAUAGAUGCCCCCGACUAUUCGCUUUAAUGCAAUGUUGUCAAGGAAUGCUCCUUAACGAACCUGAUUAAACUGCAAUAUGGCA
Molecule: messenger RNA, 2639 nt
Organism: Dendroctonus ponderosae (mountain pine beetle)
Lineage: Eukaryota; Metazoa; Arthropoda; Insecta; Coleoptera; Curculionidae
Product: sodium- and chloride-dependent glycine transporter 1
Exons: 10
Coding region: 318-2183 (621 amino acids)
Biological process (GO): sodium ion transmembrane transport
Cellular component (GO): membrane
Molecular function (GO): glycine transmembrane transporter activity
Source: RefSeq, a predicted model, not a curated record